AUGGUUCGUUCCUUCGCCUCCUUUGUCUUUUUCGCCAGUCUUGCAGCUGUGACUGCAGCUGCGAGCGGCCCGACGCCGGCGCUGGGUUCCUUCGGAUAUGAGGCUCAAACCGCCUCACAGGUUUCAGUUGAUGUUCCUCUGGGCCAGCAGAAACAUGAAGCAAUUUUACGUAGACGCUCUAGGGGUGCUCGAGUGCUCCUGGCGACGUCUGCGCUAGCCGCCACACUAGCAAUGGCCUUCCUCAUCAUGCACUGCUUCAUGUUGCUAAAGAAUUCCCAACAUCGUGGCUCCCGCCUGCGCCGACUUUCGUCUGAUGAUGAAGGUGCAUGCGAAGUAAGCCGUGGUGAUUCAGGGAUGAAUAAGGUUCGCCGGCAGGUGGCCCAACGAAUGCGAAUCGACUCCAACGACCGCAGCUCAUUGGGUCUUACGUUAUGCUGCCGAUUGCGAACCCGACGCUUUCGUUUGCCACAAGUAGAUACAGAUUGGCCAGUAGUGGCUUCGCCUGCUGCCGAGCUCGCCAAUGGGGACAGACGGGGGGAUGAGGCGUCGGAUAUCGAGGGACGAGGAGAAAUGCUCGUCAGGUAG
Molecule: messenger RNA, 585 nt
Organism: Eimeria necatrix
Lineage: Eukaryota; Apicomplexa; Conoidasida; Eucoccidiorida; Eimeriidae
Exons: 1
Coding region: 1-585 (194 amino acids)
Source: RefSeq, a predicted model, not a curated record